Molecule: messenger RNA, 1778 nt
Organism: Lolium perenne
Lineage: Eukaryota; Viridiplantae; Streptophyta; Magnoliopsida; Poales; Poaceae
Product: peptidyl-prolyl cis-trans isomerase CYP37, chloroplastic
Biological process (GO): protein peptidyl-prolyl isomerization
Molecular function (GO): peptidyl-prolyl cis-trans isomerase activity
Source: RefSeq, a predicted model, not a curated record
UGGAAACUGGAUUGCAGGUCACUGGCUGGGGUUAGACGGCGACCACGACGACGGCGACGGCAGCGACGGCACCACCCUUCCAUUUCUUUCUCUCGUUUCAACCGGAAAUCCCUUCUCGAAGACCCCCCACCCAUUCCCUUCCCAGCUCCCGGACGCCAUGGCGUCGCGAGUGGUCACGACGGUGCUCGCCGGAGCCCUCCCCGCACCCCCGCACGCUCCCGUGGCCGCGGCCGCCGGCGGUGGCAGCAAGUUCAUCGAGUGGAAGAACCGCCCGAGCCGCCACCGCGGCAUUCGCUGCGGCAUCGCCCGUGCCUCGCGCAGCCGCCCGCACUACCCCUCCUCCGCCGCCUGGACGGCUGAGGUAGCUGCAACUAUACCCCAAACCACGUCCUCCGAGGUCCCCGGAAGCUUUAAUCUCCAUGUGGAUGGUCUGGUUCAGGACGGCGUCCUCGAGCAGCUCAAAAGCGCGGUCGCUGCGCUCGCCAUCAUCGCCCAGAUUUCCGUGGCGCUGCCGGCGAAUGCGAUCCUCUACUCGCCGGACACGAACGUGCCCAGGACUGGGGAGCUCGCGCUGCGGAGGGCCAUCCCGGCGAACCCAAGCAUGAAGACCAUACAGGAAUCGCUGGAGGACAUCUCGUACUUGCUGAGGAUACCGCAGAGAAAGCCGUAUGGCUCCAUGGAGGGGGAUGUCAAGAAGGCCAUGAAAAUAGCACUAGAUAACAAGGAGGCAAUGUUGGGAAGCAUGCCUGCAGAACUAAAGGAAAAGGGCUCCGAGCUGUACACUUCCUUGCUCGAAGGGAAGGGUGGUUUACAAUCUCUCUUGAACUAUAUCAAGGACAAGGACAAUGACAGGCUUUCAGUAGCUCUUGCUUCUUCUCUUGAUACUAUUGCUGAAUUGGAGCUGUUGCAGGCACCAGGCUUAUCCUUUCUCUUACCUAAACAGUAUUUGGAUUAUCCAAGGCUAACUGGAAGAGGAGUCGUUGAAUUCACAGUUGAGAAAGGUGAUGGUUCAACAUUCGUUCCAACUGCUGGUGGUGAGCCCAAAAGUGUUGGUACAAUUCAGGUUGUAGUUGAUGGGUAUUCUGCCCCACUGACUGCUGGGAAUUUUGCGAAAUUGGUUUUGGAGGGGGCAUAUGACGGGGUAACACUGAAAUCUGCGAACCAGGCAGUCAUUGCAGAUAGUGAGUCUGGGAAGAAAGGGUAUACUAUUCCACUAGAGGUCAUGCCUGCUGGACAAUUUGAACCAUUGUACAGAAGUCCGUUAAGUAUUCAGGAUGGAGAAUUGCCAGUCCUUCCUAUGUCUGUAUACGGCUCCGUUGCCAUGGCACAUAGUGAGGAUUCAGAGGAAUACUCAUCACCAACCCAGUUCUUCUUCUACCUCUAUGAUAAGAGAAAUUCUGGUUUAGGAGGAAUAUCCUUUGAUGAAGGCCAAUUUUCAGUUUUCGGGUAUGCCACCACAGACGGAAGAGAUGUCCUUUCGCAGAUCAAGACUGGGGAUAAAAUUCGUUCCGCCAAGCUGGUACAGGGCAGAGAACGCCUUGUGCUGCCAGCGGCAGCUUCAGCGCCGGCUCCAGAAGAUCCAGCGCCUGCUCCAGCAGAUCCAUCGCUUGCUCCGGCAGAGGGUUGACACAAUCAUGUACAAUCAGCCCGAAACGCUCCAGACAUAUACAACAUUCUUUCAUUGACCAGGAGACAAACCAUUUUGUAUACGAGAGCAAGUAAACUUGACCAAAGACAGCUUAUCAAAUGGAGUAUAUAUAUAGAAGAAUCAUCGUACA